GUAACUGUCAAGAGACACAUCUUCGACGUGCUGCUCGCUGAUAUCGUCGGCGAUAUUUCUCACAGAUGUGUACAUAAGUAGUCCCAUUACGCGAUGGCAUUUCUGGAGUGGAAGCGUUUCAAUUUUUUCGACCUUAAGAAAGAAGUCGACGACGGAAAAGUCGCCCAGGCACUUGGUGAAGCCCAAGUGACGGCAGCUACUAGCGGUAACGGGAAUCUAGUGUUCGGGGAUAACACGGGCAAUGUGCAUUUAGUAAACAGAAAGUACGACGUGACCACGUUCCGUGCUUACGAGAUCACGUUAACGUUAGCACAGCAAGUUCAACAUUCUACUUUCCUGUUUACCAUUGGUGAGGAUGAGAAAGGUUGUAAUCCUACUAUAAAAGUGUGGAAUUUAGCUAAAUUGGACAAGCAGGGUAGUCCAACAUGUGUUCGUAUAAGUAGAGCCAUACCUAGCUACAAAGCAGUUCCUGCAACUGCUCUGUGUGUGCAUACUAAUCUUACAUUGAUGGCUGUUGGUUUUGCAGAUGGUUCUAUUAUGCUUUACAGAGGUGAUUUAACAAGAGAAAGAAAGAACAAGAUAAAGGUAUUGAAAGAUACCAAUGAUUCUAUCACUGGUCUAGCAAUAAGAUCCACCAGCAAACAGAAUCACCUAUUUGUUGCUACACCAAACAGUGUUUUUCUGUACAAUAUUACUGUUAAGGAUAAAGAAUUUAAGUUCCCCUUGGAUACUGAUAUGGGCUGUGAAAAAAACUGUAGCAUUCUUGCAGACUCCAUGCAAGAUAACCAUUUUAUGAUUGGUCGGAAUGAUGCAAUUUAUUGUUAUACACCAGAUGGUAGAGGUCCUUGUUAUGCGGUAAGGGGUCAGAAAAUAAUGUUAGAAUGGUUCAGAAAUUAUUUAGUUAUUAUAGCUAAAGAGGCAGCUAAUGAUCCAAGAACAACAACCACCAUUUCUGCAAAACCAAGUACUAUAGAACCAAUACCUCCAGGAGUAGAUAAACAUAUAAUCACAGUUCUUGAUAUACAGAACAAGCUUACUGUUUUCUCUGCAUCAACAUUGUUUGUGCAAGCUGUUUUAUCAGAAUGGGGUGGAUUUUUUAUACUCAAUGGUAACAGUAAACUAUACCUCUUAGAUGAGAUAGAUUUGCAAACGAAAUUAUUCUUACUCUUCAAAAAGAAUUUGUACGAUAUAUCUAUAAGAAUAGCUAAAAAUCAACAAUACGAUGCCGAGGGACUUGUCGAUAUAUUUCGACAAUACGGCGACCAUUUGUACUCGAAAGGUGAUCAUAAUGGAGCAAUAGAGCAAUAUAUUAAAACUAUUGGGAAAUUAGAACCAUGGUACAUAAUUAGAAAAUUUUUAGACUCACAACACAUUGAUAAUCUAACAACUUAUUUGGAAGCGUUACAUAAAGCUGGACAUGCAACGGAAGAUCAUACAACUUUGUUAUUAAAUUGUUAUACCAAGCUCAAUCAUACCGAUAAAUUAAAAGAAUUCAUUAUGACAAAAGAUAGAGAGAUCGAUUUCGAUGUUGAAAUUGCGAUAAAGGUUUGCCGCCUAGCGUCACCAGAAGACGCCUUGCUACUCGCGCAAAAACAUGGUCGCCACGAAUGGUAUCUUCGUAUUCAAAUAGAAGACAAGCACGAGUAUGAGAAAGCAUUGGAAUAUAUGGCAACUUUGGAGUUUGAAGAAGCAGAAUCUAUCAUGAAGAAAUACGGUGAUAUUCUAAUAAAAAAUGUGCCAAAUGAGUCGACACAAUUUCUAAAAACUUUAUGUACCAAUUAUAGACCUUCCAACAAACUACUUAUAGAUCAGAAAACGAUAGACGGGCUUAUCGAUAAAGCUAAUCCAGAGGAUUUUAUUCACUUGUUUUUAAAUAAUUCAGAACAUCUCGUAGAAUUCUUAGAACAUCUAGUGAAUACAAAUACCAAGUGGAGUACCCAGGUGUACAACACGUUGAUAGAACAUUAUCUCCAUGUUUGGUCAGCUUUGGACAGUGAAGCGAAAGCGGAAUACGAACAGAGGAUUAUUCGACUAUUGCAAAGUUCCGAGGCGUGUUACGACAAGGAUCAGAUAUUAAUCUUAUGUUAUCAACAUAAUUUCAGUCGCGGUCUGCUCUACCUUUACGAAAAAAGUGAAUUGUACCAAGAAAUAUUGUGGUACCAUUUACAAAAUGGGAAUAGCGAGCAAGUUUUAGCUACGUGCAAACGAUUUGGCCAUCAGGAUCCGAAUUUAUGGGUCCAAGCUUUAUGGAAUGUCGCGAGAAACAAAGAAGCGCCUACUAAACUUCUCACUGACAUAUUAGCCAACAUAGCACAGGAAAGACUUUUAUCGCCAUUGAUGGUAAUUGAUGCAAUUUCUACUUCACUUUCCUGCACCUUGGGAGAUGUGAGAACUUACUUGUACAAUGUAUUGCGAACAGAACAUGAACAAACUCAAGCAGACAUAGAAUUAACUGAAAAGUAUCGAGCAGACACGCAGAAAAUGCGAGAACAGAUAGAAUCGAUUAAAAAUAGUACGAUAAUAUUCCAAGGAUCGCGUUGUAGUGCGUGUCAGGAUCAAUUAGAACUACCAUCGGUACAUUUUAUGUGUCAACAUUCGUAUCACCAACGAUGUUUCCAAGACUUUUCGGAGAAUGACAACGAGUGCCCAGCUUGUUUGCCAACUAACAAACAGUUUUUGGAUAUCAUAAGAGCACAGGAACAAGCGAAAGAUCUUGAUGAAACAUUUCACAGUUUGUUGGAUCGAGCGGAAGAUCCAUUUUCAUUGGUUGCUGAUUACUUUGGCCGUGGUGUCUUUAAGAAGUUAACAGUGAUCACUGAUAAAUCGUUGUCCUCGUCGUCGAUGAAAUUCGCGGAACCAAAAUUGAAUUAUGGACCAGGGGCAGAAGCCAAACUUAGAUUAGCAGAGGGAAAGAAUACAACAUUAGUGAAACCAGAAACUCGUCGUCCUUAUAAUAAUCUCCCUACUGCAGCAGAUGAUCGUCUGCGAUCCUUUUCAAAACCAGAUCAAUCUUCAUCAUUGGAAGCAAAUAUUUCUGCUACAGGCAGCGGUAUAUCUAGCCCACGAGAAAACUUGAGAAAAACUUCACCGGUGCGUAUAAGAGAGGCUCGUAUUUUAAACAGUACAACGCCAAAAUCGUCGCCGAUCCAGAAAUCUUUUGUCCCGCCAAAAACACCGACCGUGCCAUCCAAUCGAAUUAAAAUAGAUGACUACAACGAAUCGAAAAAUCCAUUUUUCAAAAAAGAAAGCGACGACAGUACUAACCCCUUUAAGAAAAAUACUAAUCCCUUUAACACAAGUACUAAUCCCUUUGAUGAUGACGAUUCUAUUCCCUAAAAGGAUAAUAACGACAACAAUUGCUAUA
Habropoda laboriosa is the source of this 3364-nucleotide messenger RNA. It is a transcript of the gene Vps11, whose product is annotated as vacuolar protein sorting-associated protein 11 homolog. Gene Ontology annotation, molecular function: protein binding; protein-macromolecule adaptor activity. Lineage: Eukaryota; Metazoa; Arthropoda; Insecta; Hymenoptera; Apidae. The record is from RefSeq and is a predicted model, not a curated record. Gene Ontology annotation, cellular component: endosome; HOPS complex. Gene Ontology annotation, biological process: intracellular protein transport; organelle fusion; vacuole organization. The coding region runs from base 94 to 3336 and encodes 1080 amino acids. The transcript has 16 exons.